Auxenochlorella protothecoides is the source of this 1062-nucleotide messenger RNA. RefSeq lists its product as hypothetical. Gene Ontology annotation, molecular function: hydrolase activity. The transcript is spliced from 6 exons. NCBI's taxonomy places the organism in Eukaryota, Viridiplantae, Chlorophyta, Trebouxiophyceae, Chlorellales, Chlorellaceae. The coding region runs from base 1 to 1062 and encodes 353 amino acids. The record is from RefSeq and is a predicted model, not a curated record.
AUGACCCAGGACCCCAUCAAGCUCGUCUUGGUGGGUGAUGUUCAUGGUGACUGGGACGAGGACAGUGCGACGGCCGCGCGCCACCUGGAACCGGAUGCCGUCCUCUUCCUCGGCGACUUUGGGAACGAGGAUGUGGCGCUGGUGAGGUCCCUGGCGGCGCUGGACCUUCCAAAGGCCUUCAUCCUCGGCAAUCACGAUGCCAUGUUCUCGCUCAGCGGGAGGGGCAAAGAGUACUACGUCAAGAGGAUUUUGCAGAAGAGCACGCUGGGGCCGUUCUGCAGUGACCCCGGGUCCGGCGCCUCGCCUAACGUGGCCCUCCAGCUGGAGGCUCUGGGGUCCAUGCACUUGGGGUACGCAUCCGCCACCAUGGCCGAUGGCAGGUUGAGCGUCGUGGGUGCCCGCCCCUUCAGUCAGGGCGGCGCCAUGGAUGACCAUGUGACGGACUUCUACCAGCGCCACUACGACGUGGACUCCAUGUCCAUGUCUGCCCAGCGAAUCGUUGAGACCGCUGAACGGCAGCAUGAAGCUGCACCGCACCUGCCCCUGGUGCUCAUCGCGCACAACGGCCCCUCCGGCCUGGGUGGGCGGCCGGAGGACCCCUGCGGCGUCGACUGGAGGCCGGGUGGGGGCGACCACGGCGACGCCGACCUGGAGGCGGCGCUGCGGGAGCUCUGCGCCCGGGGCCGACCCCCCACGCUGGUGGCCUACGGCCACAUGCACGAGGAGCUGCACCACUCGGUGCGCAGGGAGCGGCCCGGGGUCAAACGCGAGCGCGUGGCGGUCGCGCACGGCGCGGUGUUCCUGAACGCCGCGGUGGUGCCGCGCAUCGUGCGCCUGCCGGGGGCGGGGGCGCGGACGCACCACUUUGUCGAGGUGCGGCUGGCGCCGCCCGGCGGCGUGCUCUCCGCCGCAGACGUGCUGGUGGAGGUGGCGCGGGGGGGAGGCGUGCUGGGCGUGCAGCGCCAGCCCCUGCUGACCACCACCGCAGUUGAUGCGGAGGGCGGUGCCCGGCGCACCCGCAUCCUGCACACCAGCACCGGGGAGUGGGAGGACCUGGGCUGA